AUGGCGGAUGCUCUUGUUUCUAUCGUGCUGGAGCGAUUGGCUUCAGUCUUGGAACAACAAGUUACACUGGUGGUGGGUGUCGGAAGCGAGGUGGACAACCUAAAAAGCACACUCCAGAGCAUCAGAGCUGUUCUUGCAGACGCAGAGAAGAGACAGUUCAGCGAAGAACUUGUAAAAGUUUGGUUAGAAAGGCUCAAGGACAUCUCCUACCAGAUGGAUGACGUGGUGGAUGGGUGGAACACUGCUCUUCUCAAAUUACAGAUUGCAGCUGAAAACCCUUGCAUCCCUAAGCUCAAGAUAAGUUCCUGCCUUCCCUCCCCUUGUGUUUGCUUCAAACAAGUUCUUUUGCGCUGUGAUAUUGGUAUUAAGAUUAAGGACAUAAGAAAACAACUAGAUGCCAUUGCAAAUGAGAGAAAUCAGUUCAAUUUUGUGUCAAGUAGUACCAUCCAGCAACCACAUAGACGUAUGACCAGUUCUGUAAUUGAUGUAAGCCAGUUCUGCGGUCGGGAUGCAGAUAUAGACGUUAUAAUAGACAAGCUGUUGGGUGGGAGUUCCCAAGAAAGCUCCUCCCUCUACAUCAUCUCCAUAGUUGGGAUGGGAGGGAUCGGCAAAACAACUCUUGCUCAAUUAGCAUACAAUGACGAUAGGGUGAAGGCCUAUUUCCAUGAAAGGAUGUGGGUCUGUGUGUCUGAUCCUUUUGACCCAGUGACGAUUUCUAGGGCUAUUCUUGAAGCCCUCCAGAAAGAGUCUUGUGGUUUCCAUGAGCUGGAAGAUGUACAACAAAAAAUUUGCACACUUAUUGCCGAUAAGAAGUUCCUACUCGUGCUAGAUGAUGUUUGGACUGAAAACUAUGAAUUGUGGGAACAAGUAGAGAGUUCUCUCAAGGGCGGGGCACCGGGAAGUAGAAUUUUGGUGACCACACGAAAAGAUGACGUUUCUACCAUGAUGGGAACCACGUACAAGCACCCCUUACGAGAAUUGUCCGAGGGCAAUGUUGGUCAUUGUUCAGUAACAUAG
Vitis riparia (riverbank grape) is the source of this 1017-nucleotide messenger RNA. Its product is annotated as disease resistance protein RGA2-like. Bases 1 to 1017 code for a protein of 338 amino acids. Lineage: Eukaryota; Viridiplantae; Streptophyta; Magnoliopsida; Vitales; Vitaceae. Gene Ontology annotation, biological process: defense response to fungus. The record is from RefSeq and is a predicted model, not a curated record. The transcript has a single exon. Gene Ontology annotation, molecular function: ADP binding.